AAGACGACUGAGAAGUCCGACACCGAGACAACCAUUUCAAAACGCGGACGCUUAGAGAGAGAGAGAGAGAGAGAGAGAGAGAGAGAGAGAGAGAGAGAGCGACUGCGUACUUUUUUGAAUUUUCAGAGAAUCUACCUUCAAUUUAUUUAGUUAGAAGAGGCAAACCCCAAGUUCCUUGAAAUCUUACAGAGAGGGAGAAGACUCAGAGAUCUGAGCGGAAAACGUCUUCGCAGAUCGCAAACUAGGGUUCGAUCUCGAUCUCGAUCUCGAUCGAUCCCUAAAUAUAUAACCGUCAAGUGUUCGAUUCUGAUUUCAAAGGGUCUUUACUUUGUUUUAACCUUGGGUGCUUUCGAGUGAUCGAUGGCUGCGAUCGAGGACUUGUCGGAGCUGGCCGAUUCGAUGCGCCAAGCGGCGGCGCUACUCGCCGACGAAGACGUCGACGACGCUUCAUCUUCUAGAAGGCCCUCCACUUUCCUCAACGUCGUAGCACUCGGCAAUGUUGGUGCUGGUAAAUCCGCUGUAUUGAACAGUUUGAUUGGGCAUCCCGUAUUGCCUACUGGUGAAAAUGGAGCUACGCGUGCUCCUAUAUGCAUUGAUCUUCAGCGAGACACUGCUUUGAGUAGCAAAUCCAUUAUAUUGCAGAUCGACAAUAAGUCCCAGCAAGUCUCCGCAAGUGCUUUGAGGCAUUCUUUGCAGGAUAGACUGAGUAAGGGCUCUUCUGGCAAGAGCCGAGAUCAGAUACAUUUGAAGCUGCGGACGAGUACAGCACCACCUCUGAAGUUGCUUGAUUUACCUGGGUUGGAUCAGCGCAUCAUGGAUGAUUCAAUGAUUAGUGAAUAUGCGGAGCACAAUGAUGCCAUUUUGCUUGUUAUUAUACCUGCAUCUCAAGCACCUGAAGUCGCAUCUUCUCGAGCCCUGAGAGUUGCAAAGGAAUAUGAUGGAGAAGGUACCAGAACCAUUGGUGUUAUUAGUAAAAUAGAUCAAGCUGCAAAUGAUCAGAAGUCACUGGCUGCAGUUCAAGCACUCCUAUUGAAUCAGGGUCCUGCAAAAGCAUCAGAUAUUCCAUGGGUUGCUUUGAUUGGUCAAUCAGUUUCAAUAGCUACAGCACAGUCUGGAUCUGCUGGUGCUGAAAACUCUUUAGAAACUGCUUGGAGAGCGGAGAGUGAAAGCCUCAAGUCCAUACUGACUGGAGCUCCGCAAAAUAAGCUUGGAAGGAUAGCUUUAGUGGAUGCUCUAGCACAGCAGAUUCAGAAUCGUAUGCGGCUUCGGCUCCCUAACCUUCUUUCCGGGUUACAAGGGAAGUCUCAGAUAGUUCAGGAUGAAUUGGCAAGGCUUGGUGAGUCAUUGGUCUCCACUUCAGAGGGCACACGUGCUAUAGCCUUGGAACUUUGCCGUGAAUUUGAGGAUAGGUUUCUACAGCACAUUACCACUGGUGAGGGAGCUGGUUGGAAAGUAGUUGCUUGUUUUGAGGGAAGAUUUCCUGAUAGAAUGAAGCAAUUACCUCUAGAUAGACAUUUCGAUAUCAACAAUGUAAAGAGGAUUGUGUUAGAAGCAGAUGGUUAUCAGCCAUAUCUUAUUUCACCUGAAAAGGGAUUGAGAUCUCUAAUUAAAGGGGUCUUGGAGCUUGCAAAAGAACCAUCACGUCUUUGCGUGGAGGAGGUGCAUCGUGUCUUGCUAGAUAUUGUUUCAGCUUCUGCCAAUGCUACACCUGGUUUAGGAAGAUACCCACCUUUCAAGAGGGAGGUUGUGGCAAUUGCUACGGCUGCACUAGAAGGGUUUAAAAAUGAAGCAAAGAAAAUGGUGGUUGCACUUGUUGAUAUGGAGCGUGCAUUUGUGCCACCCCAGCAUUUCAUUCGUUUGGUACAACGGAGGAUGGAAAGACAACGCCGUGAGGAAGAACUUAAGGGGGGUCGAUCCUCAAAAAAGGGGCAAGAUGGAGAACAAUCUAUUCUUAACCGGGCCAGUAGUCCUCAAACUGGUGGAAGCAUGAAAUCAAUGAAGGAUGAGAAGAAGGACAAAGAGAAGGAAAAGGACAAAUCAGGACAGGGAGAGAAAGAAGGGCAAGAAGGCUCUGGUUUGAAGACUGCAGGUCCUGAAGGAGAAAUAACUGCAGGGUAUUUGUUAAAGAAAAGUGCCAAAACUAAUGGUUGGAGCAGGCGAUGGUUUGUUCUAAAUGAGAAGACAGGAAAGCUUGGGUACACCAAAAAACAAGAGGAAAGGCAUUUUCGUGGUGUUGUUACGUUAGAGGAGUGUAACAUUGAAGAGGCAUCAGAUGAAGAUGAUCCGCCGUCUAAAAGUUCAAAGGACAAGAAAUCCAACGCAGCUGAUUCUAGCAAAGUCACCCUUGUAUUUAAAAUCACUAGUAGAGUUCCAUAUAAAACUGUUCUGAAAACCCACAGUGCUGUUGUUUUGAAGGCUGAAAGUGCUGCUGAUAAGGUUGAAUGGAUUAAUAAGAUAAGCCAAGUUAUAAAAGCUAAGGGAGGACAAAUAAGAUUACCAUCCGAGGGUGGAUCUAUGAGGCAUAGCCACUCUGAUGGUUCCUUGGAAACAAUGGCCCGAAGACCUGCUGACCCAGAGGAAGAACUACGAUGGAUGUCUCAAGAAGUUCGUGGCUAUGUUGAAGCAGUUUUAAACAGUUUAGCUGCUAAUGUUCCAAAAGCUGUUGUCCUCUGCCAAGUUGAGAAAGCCAAAGAAGACAUGCUGAAUCAAUUAUAUAGUUCUGUCAGUGCUCAAAGUACUGCUAGGAUUGAGCAGUUGCUUCUAGAAGAUCAAAAUGUCAAGAGCAGGCGAGAGCGCUACCAGAAACAAUCUUCACUUCUGUCAAAAUUGACAAGGCAACUGAGUAUUCAUGACAAUCGAGCAGCUGCUGCCUCAAGUUGGUCAAAUGGUAGUGCAGAUAGUAGUCCUAGUCCAAGAAGCAAUGGUCCAGGUGAUGACUGGAGAUCAGCCUUUGAUGCAGCUGCCAAUGGCCCUGUUAGCCGAAGUGGUUCACUGAGAUCAGCAUCCAAUGGUCAUAUUGAUCCUGUACAAAAUGGUGAUGUAAACUCUGGUGCAAACUCUGGCAGUCGACGGACACCUAAUCGACUACCUCCUGCUCCUCCAGGUUCUUCCGGAUACAGAGUUUAACAAAUGGCUGACUGGCCACCACUUGACCAUAUGAUUCGUGUUUUGAUACAUUUUUGGAGGGUGAGACUGCUCUCGCCCCAUUCAUACCUUUGAGGGUUAAGGUCACAAUUCUUUGUUUCUGCAGGAUAAUUUAGGUCGAGAAAUGUUUGUGUACAUAGAAGACUAUAGCUUAUUUAGUGUAUGUUUUUGGGUCUUGUCUCAAUUUCUUGAAGCUUGGCAUCAGGGUGGACUUGAAUGCAUCGGUCAUGUUUCUCUACUCAAUAUUCUUUCUUUUCUCUUUCAUUGCUUUUAUUAAUUAGCCGUUUUUUUUAAAGAAAUUUAGUUGAGAAUGCACUUAUUUUUUGGAUGAACAAACUGUAUUAUUAUGCUUGUAAUUACUAAAAUGUUACCCUGUCUCGGAUUCGUUUAAACGACCACUGUAUGCAUUAUUCUAAAUUUCUAAUACAAUGGGGAUGAUCUGUUUCCCGGUUCUUCA
Arachis stenosperma is the source of this 3601-nucleotide messenger RNA. RefSeq names its product dynamin-2B-like. The transcript is spliced from 22 exons. The record is from RefSeq and is a predicted model, not a curated record. Gene Ontology annotation, cellular component: membrane; cytoplasm; microtubule. The coding region runs from base 361 to 3126 and encodes 921 amino acids. Gene Ontology annotation, molecular function: GTP binding; microtubule binding; GTPase activity. NCBI's taxonomy places the organism in Eukaryota, Viridiplantae, Streptophyta, Magnoliopsida, Fabales, Fabaceae.